This is a messenger RNA of Anguilla anguilla (European eel), 3119 nucleotides long. Its product is annotated as olfactory receptor 187-like. Gene Ontology annotation, cellular component: membrane. The transcript is spliced from 2 exons. The record is from RefSeq and is a predicted model, not a curated record. Bases 342 to 1412 code for a protein of 356 amino acids. NCBI's taxonomy places the organism in Eukaryota, Metazoa, Chordata, Actinopteri, Anguilliformes, Anguillidae. Gene Ontology annotation, molecular function: olfactory receptor activity; G protein-coupled receptor activity. Gene Ontology annotation, biological process: G protein-coupled receptor signaling pathway.
CACUUGAAUCCUGGGAGACAUUCAGGCCCAUGGACAGCAGAAGUAUGGCCAACAGCCAUUGCAACUUCGAAAAGAACCAGGCCUUAUGGUCAGAUGAGACCAGUCCUCCAAACCGCAGACUUAAACACAGCACUCAGAGAUGUGAGCUAUCCUAUAUUUCUUGGAAGAAAAUGGCCAUUUAAUUGCACCACAGGAGACGCGGUUUGCAAACGCGCCUAAUUAUGCCGCAGCUUUUGUGUACCAGAGAAAGUUAACUAGUUGAUCACAUAGGCUACGUGAACCCCUAGAGGACGUUAAAUGUACUACCAUCCUGCCUGACGUCCCGCACCAGCUAUAAAAAUAUGGGUAGUCCGGAUCAUUCUUCAGAGUUCAUCCUGGACCGUGCACGGUGCACCGGCGUUGCAUUUCACCCCUUCCUACAAAUUGAAAAACAGAAGUCAAGCCGGUUGUCAAUGGAGACAACAACACAAGACCUGAGCAACUUCACCCGCCCCGUCGGAUUCUACAUCAGAGGUUUCUACGCACUAAAACAUGGAGAAUACUACUUCAUGUUUCUGGCGGUUAUUUACGUCCUGACACUUGUGUCAAAUGCAAUCUUGAUGUUGGUCAUAUGGUUCGCAGAAAACCUCCACACCCCAAAAUACAUGGCCGUGUUCAGCCUGGCAGUGGUGGACGUUAGUUUCAGCUCCGCUCUGAUUCCUCAAGCUGUUCACAUGUAUGUCUUUGGUUCAAAAUUUGUGUACUACGACCCUUGCUUGGCACAAAUGUUCUUCGUCGAUUAUUUCGCAUCGAUGGAAUCGUUUGCUCUCUGCGUUUUGGCCUACGACAGGCUCAUCGCCAUCUGUUUCCCAUUACGAAGCAAUGUUUUAAAUACCAACUGUAAAAUGAUGCUGGUUAUUACUGUGUCGUGGUCAAUACCGCUUAUCAUAGACGUGGUGAUGGUUGCCUUGAUUCCCCCUCUGGCGUACUGUAAAUCGACGAUUGUCAACAGCUUCUUCUGUGAUCACGGCCCAGUCUUUAAGAUCGCUUGCGGUGAUUAUUCUAAGAACUGGUUUAUGGCCGCUUUGACCACUAUAGCCUUGUACUUUGUUCCUUUUGGCUUCAUAGCUGUGACAUACCUGUUUAUUAUUUACGCCAUUUUGAACAUUAAAUCGUCGGAGGGUAGAUGGAAAGCGUUUCAAACGUGUUCAACGCAUUUAAUUUUGGUUGCUAUAUUUUUCGUACCUUUUUUCGUUACUUACAUCGUGGCUUGGGCUAAUGUGAACAUUGAUACGGACACCAGAAUUCUCAACACGUCUUUGUCCGGUUCUAUCCCACCACUUUUAAACCCAAUUAUCUACUCUCUAAAAACCGAGGAGAUAUUGGAGCAAAUUAAAAAGUACCUGAGAAAUCUGAAAAAAAAACUCUUCUAGCAGUUGAGAUAUUAGGCGAGCUCUUUAUUUAAGAACCGUAGGCCUACUGGAUGUAGGCUACCAGUCACUUUUUGGUUAUUUGUUGUUUUGUAUUUGAAGGAACAGUGCAGUAGUUUUCAAACCCACUCCCUGUGUAUGCUGGUUUUCGUUUCAACCACAAUUGCAAUCCCAGAAUUUUAAGAAAUUGUUAUUGUUUCUUAAGACACUUUUCAUGUUUUGAGAGAUUAUAUAUCCUCUGAAGCCACGCUAUGUAAGAAAUAAUGAUGCAUACCAUAAAGAAUAAAAGUCCCACAUUCUCAUUGUGUUAUGUUGUAAACAAUUGCGUAAAAAGAGGGCGGUAUUUUGACUGAUCAAAUUAAAGACUGAGGCAAAUCAAUAGUCUCUUUAACACUCAUGCCAACCAGUUGCCAGAUAAUGAAGAAUUCAACCAUUUAUGAAACGAAUAAAACACAUGCGUUCAACUGCCGCAAUUAAGCAAGAGAUCGGCAAUAGCAAAAGCCAGCAUACACAAGGGUCCUCAGAACCGAGAUUGAGAACGACUAGUGCAAUUGUGCAUAGUUACAUGUAUCGUUUUCCUCAAGUGACACAUUAUUUAAUGGAUUUUUAGUCAUAAAUAUAAGCCUCAAAUGUGUUUUUAUUUCAUCGUUUAGUCACAAAAUGAAUCAAAUAAAUAUUUGUGUGGUUAGAUUAAAUUAUUAGAUGAACAUCCUGUAAGAAAUAUAACGGCCAUGAAAAUAGGUGAAUCACCCUUUUUAAUUUUUUUUUUUUUUUACCAAGAAGGAAUCCAGGACACAUUUUAAAUAGGACUACAAACAAACCAGCAAAGGUUUUAGGCCCAGCAAUUAUAAUUAGGCAGAUGCUAUUAGCACCCUGGUGUCAGUAGCCAACAAUGCUAUUUGCACCCGGGGUGGAAUAUAGCCAAUGUGGAUAUUUACACCCGGGUGUAUAUAGCAUGGCAGAGACAAGCACCCAGGUGUCCAUAGCCAACAAUGCUAUUUGCACCAGGGCACACAUUAGAUACUGUAUGUGCGUAUGCACUCUAUGUAUAUUUUAGAAACAGCAUCAGAGUCCUGAUCUGCUGUACCGCGUAAAGGACAAAGGUGAGGGGGUUUUUCCAUAAGGCCGGACCAAGUCUGACAGUCUCUGCCACCCAGUAGCGGGCAUCAGGGACCGCCACAUGGACUCACAUUAACUCCGAUCCCGAGUCGUAGCGUGUUGUGCUUCAGAACCGGGACUUACAAACUUGUUAACACAACAUGUAAGUGGCUAGAGCCACAGCUUGUUGGGCUUUGUGGAAACGGGGGGCGGGGGGUGAGGGGGCCGGGUGUAAAUAGCCGAAUAACUGCCGUGUGACUAUUCUCACCCGGGUACAAAUAGACAUUCUGUUAUAAUUAACAUAACGGGAGAGGGGAAACACGCGAAUUGCGGGCUGUGAUGUUAUUUUAUGACCUAUAAAAGUCUCAGUCUUUCAUUCAAACUUAAAUUAGCUCAAAUACACCUGGUUGUGAUUGGGAACACUGGAGACCCGCUGCAAAUAUGAUUAUUUUUCAAAACGUGUUUCAUGAGAUAUAUUGACUAACGUGUUGUAGAUGUUUCGUUCAGGCAAAUGUAAUGAUGUCUUGGAGUGCACAGGACAGUGAGAUAAAAAUUAGAAAAAUUAAAUGAUAAAAAUAAAACAGAUCAAAAUAAAAAAAUAAAAUACACAAA